Miscanthus lutarioriparius is the source of this 1521-nucleotide messenger RNA. NCBI's taxonomy places the organism in Eukaryota, Viridiplantae, Streptophyta, Magnoliopsida, Poales, Poaceae. The record is from the annotation of a GenBank genome assembly.
AUGUCCGACGAGUCACCGCAGCCGCCAGCGCCGCCAGCGCAGGCGGCCGAGAAGAGCCAGCCCGCCGAGCAGGCGGCAGGCGGCUGGGGCGGAUGGGGCCUCUCCAUCUUCUCAGAGAUCUCCCGCAGCGCGGUGGAGGUUGCUAAGAGUGCCAUCGCUGACAUUCAGCAACCGCCGGAGCAGGAGACGGGACCCGGUAGUGGCGAGAAGGAUCAAGGGAAGGAACCGGAGGGGGAGGAGGAGGAGCGACGCAAGGCGUCUCUGGACAAGCUGGAGAAGGCCAGUGAGGACUCAAUCCUGGGCCAGGGGCUGAAGGCCUUUGAUAGCUCGGUGGAGACCAUCACGACUGGUACUUGGCAAACUCUUGGGACCGCAUGGAAGAGUGGUUCGCUAUUUGUUCAAAAAUUGGAAAGUUCAGCUUCAAGCUUGGCCGAAACCAUUCAGCAAGGAGAACUGCCCGCCAAAGCAUCUGCGAUAGCACCAACCAUUUUAGAGACAGGGAAGUCAUUUACAGCAAAAGGAAUGGAAGUGCUUGAACGUGUUGGAAAGGAAACAAUGGAGUUUAUUGUCGAAGAAACUGGUAUGGAAGUUGAUAAAGGUAGUAAUGGUGAAGGUGACCAGCAGACAGAAGAGGAACAGUUUGAAGAAGUCUCAUUUGACAGAUGCUUCUAUAUUUAUGGAGGGCCUGAUCAAUUGGAGGAGCUGGAAGCAUUAUCAAGCCACUAUGCAUUGUUGUUUAAUAGGAAAAAGGGAAAACUUAGUACUGAGCAGAAAACAUUUUAUGAUGGAAAGCUUAAAGAAAUACAACAGAUUUUUAGUCUUAGCACCAAUGUUGACGAAGAUGGACCAGAAUCUGACAAAGGGAAGAAGAUUGAAUCAGCUAACACUGACACUGAUGCUGAGAUGAAGAAGUUAUGUGAAUCCAGUGUUAGCAAGGCUGCUAAGAUGGCUGCAGGGUUCACCACUGCCUUGGGUGGGCUUUCUCCAAAUGAGAUUAUCAAACGGACCACUAAUAGGCUUGAGACCAUUCACUCAGAGGGUGUUCAUAAAUUAUCAGAGAUGUGCUGCCUUGCAGUUUCUCAGCUUCUGGUGCUAGGAAAGUCAGUAAUAUCUUCUGCCAAUAAAUCAAAGAAUGAAGACGAUGAAAAUGAUGUUAAGAUUGAUUGGCCUGAAGAUCCUAUUUCAAAAGCAAAAAUAAUCAGAUGGAAGGCGCAAUCCAUCUCUGUGGACAUGGAAAAGGUGUCUACUAGUUUUGCUACAGGACGUGAAUUUCAAAUUUCACAAAUGCCAACUCAUUUGUCUAUAGGUAUCUCGGAUGUCGCUGAAGCUUAUGCGGCAGCUAUGCAAAAUGCUCUUGCUGACAAGCAGGAUGACCUCCCAAAUCAAAAGUCUUUGCAGGAGAAGGUUAAGUCCAUAUCCAUCCAUCUUAACUCCGAUCAGACCAGUGCUGUCAGCAAGCUACAAGACGCUCUGCGGUACCUGGCCCACGUUGUCGUAUGCGCUUCAAUGCCAAGUGUGUAA